Molecule: messenger RNA, 1458 nt
Organism: Aspergillus thermomutatus
Lineage: Eukaryota; Fungi; Ascomycota; Eurotiomycetes; Eurotiales; Aspergillaceae
Product: DUF5427 domain-containing protein MTC1
Exons: 3
Coding region: 1-1458 (485 amino acids)
Source: RefSeq, a predicted model, not a curated record
AUGCCUCCAAAAGGCACGAAACCUACGAGCGAUGAGCUCCUCGCUCAAUUCGACGACCUCGGCAUCGACUCAACGACGGAGAAGCAGCCAUCGAAGCCGACAGCUGCAUCCACCACCGCACAGUCGGAACAAGAUAUCCUGGCCGAACUGGACAAUCUAGCUUCGCAGCGCCCAAGCAGUGGGCCCGGCACUCCACGACUUUCAACGAACGAGCCUAGACCAGCCACCAAGUCACCCAAGCCAGCAGCAGUAGCUACACCUCGGUCUAGCGAAGACAAACCAGCUUCUCAGACCGAGAAGCCAAAUGCGCAAGAGGCGCCUGCCAGCGGAGGUGGAGGAUGGUGGGGAGGGUUUUUUGCCACGGCCACUGCUGCUAUGAAGCAAGCUGAGGCUGCAGUCAAAGAGAUUCAGCAGAAUGAGGAGGCCCAGAAGUGGGCGCAGCAAGUGCGAGGGAAUGUUGGAGCUCUCAGAGAUCUAGGUGGUGAGCUCAAGAACAAGGCCCUCCCUACAUUUACAUCUCUGCUUCACACCAUUGCGCCUCCAAUUUCCUCUCAUGAGCGCCUCCAAAUACAUAUCACUCACGAUAUCUCUGGAUAUCCCGCUAUCGACCCUAUCGUUUACUCCGUUUUUUCGCGCGUAAUGGCACAGGUCGAAGGCGGAGACCUCCUUGUCAUCCAACGCGGUCAAGAAUCUGCCCCAAAACGCGGACUUGAUCUUGGAACUUCAUUCUCCUCUGCAGGCUGGCAAGAUGGCCCUUGGUGGCGCACUGUCACACCUGGAACUCCUCGCAGUAUCUCGGCCGUCCGAGGCACCGUGGAGGCCACCAAGCUUGCUCGGGCGAGCGCAGAAUCAUAUGCCACCGACUAUUUCGCCUCAAGGGGCGGAGUUGAAGAAGCUGCGAAACAAGCAACUCAAGUCCUGAGUGAAUCCAACCCAGUCCGAAGCAGCGACAUUUUCCUGGCUAUCCAAGCCAUCAGUCAAACUUCAUCAACGGAACUUUUCCAGGCUGGCCCGGCGACGGAGAUGGCGACCCCUCCUGGCGUGGUUGACGUUCCCGAGGCGACAGAAGACGAGAUCGCGUUCGCCCUUUAUCUCCAUGACCCCAUCCAUGGCAUUGCCUUCCACACUAUUUCCCAGACAAUUCCCCAAAAAUGGAUCGAUUGGCUCGAUGCCGAGGCUCCAGCUGCCGCAGACCUCAACGCGGCGGACGCUAACGUACCGCGCACGACCGUUCCUGGGGAUAUUGCUGAGAUUGUUGCCAGCGGGGCAGUUGAUCCCCGCGAAUGGGUGGCGGAAUGGCUGGAAGAAUCUCUGGCUUUAGCCAUCGGAGUAGUUGCACAGCGUUAUGUGGCUCGAAGAAUGGGCGUCGGUGAGGGGGGUCCCGGUAAGGGCAAGAUGCGUGCUGAACAGGCGUCGGUCGUGGACAGUGGAGCAGGAGAAGCUGCAAGAGCGCUCUAG